Branchiostoma floridae (Florida lancelet) is the source of this 814-nucleotide messenger RNA. RefSeq lists its product as uncharacterized. The record is from RefSeq and is a predicted model, not a curated record. NCBI's taxonomy places the organism in Eukaryota, Metazoa, Chordata, Leptocardii, Amphioxiformes, Branchiostomatidae. The coding region runs from base 11 to 397 and encodes 128 amino acids. The transcript has 3 exons.
AGACAACACCAUGUGUUACCACUGCGAGGGGACAUCGCGGGAAUGCAUGACGGGAAAUGGCCUAGGGGGACAUGCCAUCAGGUGCCAAGAGCAAGAAGCAUGCUGGGUGGAACGAAUCGGAGAGGAUUUCAACGUGUCGUACAAACGGAGCUGCAAGCCUUCGUGCACCGACUACUGGAAGUACGAGACCUGCAUGACAGCCGACAGGCAAGCAAAGAUGUGCAAACUGUGCUGCACGGACGAUCGGUGUAACACCCACAUCCUGACGGGCCACAACGACCCUCGGGCCCCCGUCCGAAGUGGCAACAGUGGUGCCGAGGGGAUAUUGGCGUCCCUCGGGCUUAUGUCCAUCCUCGCUCUCGCAAUGUGUGCGGAUAUUCUCUCACUUAUUACUUAGAAUGCACCCCCUCCCCCUAAAAUUUAGCUGAUAAAGAUGUUGUAGUAUGAAGACAAAGCAGAGUUUUGACAACCUCUCAUAUAAAAUGUUUGGAGGUUGGGUUAGACAUACAAUUGCACGAAAUUGUACUACAAAAACGUCAGCACAUAUGUAAAGCAAGCUCAUUAGCAAAGUCCCACCAAAGGCCUUGACGAUAUGAUGUGAAGAGGCUCUGCUAAACCGGACGGAGGUUUCCAAUUUUGUGGGCGUGGCCCCUAUUACCAGCUGUCAAUCAAUCAGAGAAUUGCCUAAAUGUGUAAAGUGGAAAACUCGGUUAAACAGAGCCUUCCCUCUGUACAGGCCUUCGGGGAAUGUUAGUAAAGAUAUUAAACAUAAGGAAUUUAACUGUUUCGCACGACUAAAAGUUGCUUUGUGAGA